Molecule: messenger RNA, 2551 nt
Organism: Syngnathus typhle (broad-nosed pipefish)
Lineage: Eukaryota; Metazoa; Chordata; Actinopteri; Syngnathiformes; Syngnathidae
Product: protein sidekick-1
Exons: 14
Biological process (GO): cytokine-mediated signaling pathway
Cellular component (GO): external side of plasma membrane; signaling receptor complex
Molecular function (GO): cytokine binding; cytokine receptor activity
Source: RefSeq, a predicted model, not a curated record
UAUGAUGGAUUGUCCGGGCGACUUUACAAUUUACAUUUACAUGACAUCUUUUCGUGUGACUACCAUGAUCGGGACCGUGUUAGGACGUAUGUGUGAGCUCCUCCGGCAUUGUCAUCUUUUACUACUUCUCACUGGUGUAUUUUUGGAUCCAUGUGUGGUGUGCUCGCUGGGACAGAUCCAACCAGUGCCCUGUGAUAAGUACCCAUCGAAAAAUGAGCCCUGCCGCCUCGCCUUGCCAGGUGGCAUUGCAGGCUUGGAAUGUUACGGAAAAUCUCACUUAGCUGGUCUGCUGACGUGUCAGUGGCGGCGUGGGGCAGCAGAGGAGAGGGAGGCCAACUUCACGCUCAUCCUCCGUCAAAAGAACGGCAAAUACUGCCAAGUGUAUCAGAUAAAAGAUGAUGAGAUGAAGGACACUUUGAGUAACAUCCAAGUGUUUCACCGUGACUUGACCGUGGAGGUUCUGGAACACGUCGGGUCCGAAUGCUCCAAAGAUGUCUUCACGGAACAUUACAGCAGACUGCUGCGCUGCGGUCCUCCUCAACACGUCACCUUCAGGCGUCAUUCGGACAGUCACGUUGACGUCAGCGCUCAGUGGAGUCAGGACGAUGCCAAGGUCGUCACAUCCUUCUACGUGCAUCACAAAGAGGUCACAGACCACCAGGAUGAUGGAAACUGGCGAGAGGUGCGUUGCCAGGGGGCCGCCGGGUGUCAGCUGGCGGGUGUGAAGGGCUCGCCGGUGCUUGAGGUUCAGGUGGCCUGCAAGAUCAGCAACAAGUGCUCUCAGUGUCCGUGGGGCCACGUCUACACGCUCCCGCCGGAGCUGACGAGGCCGCCGCUUAAUCUCCACGUGGUAGAAAACAAGAUGGCCGACAAAGGAGGACAAAGAAUGAUCUCGCUGACCUGGAUGUUCGCUGAGGAACAUGACGGCUUUAAUGUGACAUUGGCCAAGGUAUCAGGGGAGCCUCCCUUGGAGGUCCUCAGCGUAACGCGGCCACCCAUCACGUUGCUACUGUCCAACUCAGCCUUCCAUGUCUACGUCAACGCUUUCAACAAUGUCAGUGUCUCGCCGUCUGCCAGCAUCACGCUGAUGCCACCGCAUGGAGACGACAACGGCAGAGAUGACGGAAGGCUGAGUGUGCGUGUCCACAACCAGACGUCCUUCAGCGUGCUGUGGAAGGACGACUUGGUCAGGAAGUACAAAUGCUUCUGUCUGGAGUGGAGCGCCACCUAUGGACCAUACCCGCCAAACGUGUCCUAUAAAUCCUUCCAUGAGGAAGGCAACAAUUUCUGGACGGUGGUUGAUAUCUCAGAGCAAUUGCAAGCGUACACCAGCUACGACGUCUGGCUGCACGUGCGUGGCCAACAGCAAACAUGCAACCUGAAGAGAGUCAACAACAGCCAAGAAGCCACCUACGCCAAAGCGCGCUUCUACUACCUGGAAGGAUCGCCGGCUAGCGCUCCCUCCAACUUGAGCGUUGAGUCCGUCACGUCAUCCUCUCUGGAGCUGCGCUGGUCAGCUAUCUCACCAGAGGACCGGCGUGGGUUUCUGCUGGGCUACGUGAUCCACUAUGCAGAGGACUGGCAGCCAGAAAGAAGUAAGAUCAUAUAAAUAGGAAUUUAACAUUCCAAUCAUUUGCAACAUUUUGGGAAACUAGGCUGAUGUUCUUUCGCAGACAUCAGCGUGGGGCCGCUGGUCCAUCAGUACACCUUGAAGGGUCUACGUAACAGGGCGGCAUACCGGGUCCAGGUGUCGGGGUUCACGCGGGGCGGGCAGGGUGUCCGGAGUGCCGCUAGGAUGGUGGAGACGCGGCACGGAAUUUCAUCAAACCUCACGGCACUCGUCAUCAUCUCGACCCUCGUUGUAGUGACUGCCUUGUUGGGGUCCCACUUCCUCAGAAGCAGAGCUAAAGUCGCCUUUUGGCCCAACAUUCCCAACCCUGAAAAGAGCCAAUCUAUGCAGAAAUUCAACACACCCACACAGCUGCUGCUUCAGCCCAUUGACAGUCUCAAGCUGGAAGAGGAAUGCAUGGCGACGAAUCUGCUUGUGGUGGAGCUCCGAGCGCCGACUUCAUCCCACGGCCUUUCCACCGCCGUUGACGAUCAGAGCGCUGCCAACUCCCGUGAUCCUCCUCCCUUAGCGUCCUGCUUCAGCGGUUACACCAGCUUGGACGUCAUCCAGCAGCUGAUGAUGAUGGGUGGAGAAGGGACGCUCACGCGGUAGACUACAGUUUAGCGUGGAGCGCGACACUCGCCUACAUGGAAAACGCACAUUUGUCAUGAUCGUGAUCCAGGAAUAAGUCCAAUCGUCCUCCAGUCCUGCAGUGGGCGAUGCAUGAAGCACAAAAAGACGACUUGUUUAAAAUUGUAUUUUUUUUUUUUUACUAAAACGUCACAUCAAACAGAAGUACAUGAAACAAAUGUACAAUAAUACCAGUGCUCUCUUUUAAAAAAAUAGAACAAAAUUAAUUUGUUGACUUUUAACUCAAUAUUGUAUUCAGUUACCGAUGCUAGCGCUAACCAUGCAAAUAAACUUCUCCAAUAUUUUGUACAA